Messenger RNA from Otolemur garnettii (small-eared galago), 971 nucleotides. It is a transcript of the gene DMAC2L, whose product is annotated as ATP synthase, H+ transporting, mitochondrial Fo complex subunit s (factor B). The coding region runs from base 368 to 970 and encodes 200 amino acids. Lineage: Eukaryota; Metazoa; Chordata; Mammalia; Primates; Galagidae. The transcript has 6 exons. The record is from RefSeq and is a predicted model, not a curated record.
GCCGGUGCCGCAGACGUGAGAACGCUCUCUCGCUCCUCGGACGCUAUUUUUACAGCUGGAGAUCAUCAAGCAAAUCAUCUCAUUUUACAAAUGAGAAAACCAAGGGAAAGGUGAAAGUUACUUGCCCAGUGUCGCUCAGCUGCGCUCACCCUGCUGCGGUGUCAGCACUGCCAGCCUUGUGAUAGCAAAACCCCAACAAAACAAAAAGCCCAAGGAGUGCCUUGCUCAAUGAUUGCUGAGUGAGAAGUGAGUCAUCAGCUUUAUCAGCACAGUGAAUCCGAAGUUGUGAAGUAAGUUACUGUGUGUAUAGAGCUCUCAUUGCCAGCUGCUAAUCUAAUGUGAGUAUUGUUUUGUGUGUCUAGAUCAAAUGAUGCUGUUUGGAAAAGUUUCCUGGCAGUUAUGUGGCUUAAAGAAACUCCCAUGGUCAUGUGACUCCAGAUACUUCUGGGGCUGGUUGAAUACAGUGUUUAAUAAAGUUGAUUAUGAACGCAUCAGGGACGUUGGCCCCGACAGGGCGGCGUCCGAGUGGCUGCUGCGGUGUGGAGCCAUGGUGCGCUACCACGGCCAGGAAAGGUGGCAGAAGGACUACAACCAACUCCCAACAGGCCCUCUGGACAAAUAUAAGAUUCAGGCCAUCGAUGCCACCGACUCUUGUAUCAUGAGCAUUGGAUUUGAUCACAUGGAGGGUCUAGAACAUGUUGAAAAAAUAAAACUAUGCAAAUGUCAUUAUAUCGAGGAUGAGUGUUUGCAGAGACUUAGUCAAUUUGAAAAAUUACAGAAAAGCAUAUUGGAAAUGGAAAUAAUUUCCUGUGGGAAUAUCACAGACAAAGGCAUCAUCGCUCUGCGUCAUUUAAGAAACCUCAAAUAUUUGUUGUUAAGUGAUCUUCCCAGAAUAAGAGAAAAAGAAAAGCUCAUCCAAGCCUUGAAGAUAGCACUGCCCUCUCUGGAGCUAAAAUCAUCCUUGAAAUAAA